AUUCACAGUGUUUUUUUCGAAAGUAUUUGUAGUUCCUUACACCAAAAAUAUUUUUUCUGAUAUUUCCAGUAUGUCCAAAGUAAAACUAAAUUUGAUAGCGGCAGCAUGUGACAAUAUGGGUAUCGGAGUAAAUGGAACCCUACCGUGGAGGCUCAAAAACGAAAUGGCAUACUUUAGUAAAAUGACAUCUGGAGUAACAGAUUCAUCAAAGAAGAAUGCAGUAAUCAUGGGACGACAAACGUAUGAUUGUAUCCCAGACAAGUACAGACCAUUGAGCGGUAGAGUUAAUAUUGUAUUAACAAGGAGUGUUGAAGAGCUAAAAAAAAGAGUACCCCGAGAAGUAGUUGUAGUAAAUGGCUUAGACGAAGCCAUUCAGCACAUUGAGGGCAGGCAGGACAUUGAGUCUACCUGGGUCAUAGGGGGCUCUGAGGUUUAUAAGCGCUCCAUGGUCCACCCAGCUUGCGAUAAAAUUUACCUUACUGAGAUCCAAAAGUCAUUUGAAUGUGAUACAUUCUUCCCAUCCAUAGACCAUGGUCAAUUCGUCCUGGUGACUGAAGAUGGAGUGCCUCAGGAUUUGCAGCAAGAGGGAGACACACCAUACUAUUAUAGAAUUUAUAAAAAAUGUAAUUAAGUUUAAGAGAUAUGUUUUGUAAACAGAUAAAAUCACAAUAAUUAAAGUAAUAUGGUACC
Hyposmocoma kahamanoa is the source of this 690-nucleotide messenger RNA. RefSeq names its product dihydrofolate reductase-like (gene Dhfr). Gene Ontology annotation, biological process: dihydrofolate metabolic process; tetrahydrofolate biosynthetic process; folic acid metabolic process. Gene Ontology annotation, cellular component: mitochondrion. The transcript has 4 exons. Lineage: Eukaryota; Metazoa; Arthropoda; Insecta; Lepidoptera; Cosmopterigidae. Gene Ontology annotation, molecular function: dihydrofolate reductase activity; NADP binding. The coding region runs from base 71 to 631 and encodes 186 amino acids. The record is from RefSeq and is a predicted model, not a curated record.